Messenger RNA from Ornithorhynchus anatinus (platypus), 970 nucleotides. RefSeq names its product mitochondrial calcium uniporter dominant negative subunit beta (gene MCUB). Gene Ontology annotation, biological process: calcium import into the mitochondrion; mitochondrial calcium ion homeostasis. Bases 31 to 942 code for a protein of 303 amino acids. NCBI's taxonomy places the organism in Eukaryota, Metazoa, Chordata, Mammalia, Monotremata, Ornithorhynchidae. Gene Ontology annotation, cellular component: mitochondrial inner membrane; uniplex complex. Gene Ontology annotation, molecular function: calcium channel inhibitor activity. The record is from RefSeq and is a predicted model, not a curated record. The transcript has 8 exons.
CGCCCCGCCGGACCCCAGCCCGCCGGCCAGAUGCUGCGUUUGAGGCCAAGGGGAAAUCUGAAUUUCCACAGAUGGUCAUUUUACAGCACGUUGACACCACCUGAUGAAGUGACGGUCGAUUACCAACACGGACUCCCCGUGAUAACCCUGACGUUGCCGUCAAGGAGGGAGCGCUGUCGGUUCGCCGUCAAACCGACGCUCACCACAGUCGGGGCCUUCCUCGGGGACAUACAGACCGAGGAUAAGGGGGUCGAGACGGCGGCCACCUUCUCAGAAGAUGGCAGCAGGAUUCCCGCUUCAACUCUGAUGGAGGUUUUGCUAAUGAAUGAUUUUAAGCUCGUCAUUAACGAUCGGACGUACGAUGUCCGCCCCCCAGUGAAAAAGAAACUGAGCAGCGAGCACGCCACUGAGAUGGAAGAUGUAAAGUCCUUGGUUCACAGACUCUUCACAGCUCUCCAUUUAGAAGACCACCAGAGGAGGAGAGAGCGCACUUUACUUGAGAAGGUCGACAGCCUGAAGGAACAGCUGCGGCCCCUGGAACAGCUGAAGGAGAGGAUCGAAGCGGGGUCCGAGGCCAAGACGAACCGCCUGAUGUGGGCCGGGCUGGCCCUGCUGUCCACCCAGGGAGGAGCCCUGGCCUGGCUGACGUGGUGGGUGUACUCGUGGGACAUCAUGGAGCCCGUCACCUACUUCGUCACGUUCGGCAGCUCCAUGGCCUUCUUCGCCUACUUCCUCCUCACGCGGCAGGAUUAUUCGUAUCCAGCCAUUAAGGACCGGCAGUUCCUUCACUUCUUCUACAGGAGAUCCAAGCGGCGGCAUUUUGACGUGGAAAAAUACAACAGGUUAAAAGAGGAGCUGAAAGAGGCUGAAGAGUCCCUGAGACGCCUGCGCCCCACCCUGCACCUGGGGCUGCCUGUCCAGGAGAUCACCGAGAAGAAUUAAGGUCUCCUCCCUCCUCCUCCUCCCCCCC